AUGGAGGCCGCCGAAGAGAGCCCGGCCUCUGCGCCCGAAGGGUCGCCCCAAGACGCCUCAGCCGCGUCGAGCAGCAGCACUGGCACAGACGACUCUCCGAGCAGCAGCGCUGGUGCAGGUGAAGUUCCGGUGUCCCCAGACGGCAAGAAGAGGAAAGUGUCCUGGCCCACCGUGUCUGGGAAGAUCCUCCGCAACUGGCUGUUUGAGCACCGCUUUAAGGCCUACCCGUCGGAGGCCGAGAAGCGAAUGCUGUCGGAGCAGACCAGCUUGUCUUACCUGCAGGUCAAUAACUGGUUCGUCAACGCCCGCAGGCGCAUUCUUCCCGAAAUGCUUCAACAGAGCGGAGAAGACCUCGCCACCAGCGUGUGUCACCAAAAAGGCAAGAAUGCAAACGUGAUACACCGGAAGAAAAUCAGUGAAUCCACGCAGGCCAAGUCAGGGCCCGCAUAUCCAGAGGAGACGCAGUGCCCACCCCUGAGCGCUCUGCCAACAGCCCAGGAAUCAGGCGGAAAGCUGCUGGGUCCAGAGGGAGCCCCGCACGAGAAAGUCACAGCCCAGUCCGAAAAAAAGGUCCAGAGUUCGACCAGCGGGCCCUUGUUUAUGUCUUCUCCCAGACCUGGGUCGACGGAGGAAUACGUGGACUUUAGUAACUUCCAGUUGCUAGUCGAUACAGCUGUACAAAAAGCUGCUGAACUGGAGCAAGAGAAGCAGCGAGAGCUCAAUCCAUGA
Miniopterus natalensis is the source of this 729-nucleotide messenger RNA. It is a transcript of the gene TGIF2LX, whose product is annotated as TGFB induced factor homeobox 2 like X-linked. The record is from RefSeq and is a predicted model, not a curated record. NCBI's taxonomy places the organism in Eukaryota, Metazoa, Chordata, Mammalia, Chiroptera, Miniopteridae. Gene Ontology annotation, molecular function: DNA binding. Gene Ontology annotation, biological process: regulation of DNA-templated transcription.